AUGGCGGCCGACAUCAGCCAUACGCCUCCCACGUACGAGGACCCCGAAAAGUCCGCCGCGUUUGACGAAGUUGGGCUCAAGACGGCGCACAAUGUCCACGGUCACGAUGUCGAGCUCGAGAAUGGACACCUUGCGGAGUUGGAGGUCGAUAUGGAACAUGUUCUCGAGAAAGUAGACGAAGGAAACUACGAUGACGAUACUUCGCCAUUUCCCCAGGUUCGAGCGGUGGUGCCGGAGACAGAUGAUACCGCCAUCCCCGUCAACACCUUUCGCGCUUGGUUUCUCGGUAUUAUUUUUGUCUUUCUCGGCGCCGGUGUCAACCAGUUCUUCUCGCUCCGAUACCCGGGUGUCCACAUCGUUUCCCUCGUCGCAGAGCUAUUGGCCUUCCCCAUUGGCGUUGCGCUCGCCAAGGUCCUACCGAUCAACCGGUUCAACCCCGAUCGCCACUUCAACAUCAAAGAGCAUGCCCUCGUCACGAUCAUGUCCAACGUCUCAUUCGGCUUCGGUUCAGCAGACGCGACGAACUUGAUCCAAGCAGCCAGACUCUAUGGCUUCAAGAUUCCCGCCGGAUUCUCUGUCUUGGUGGUGUUGUGCUGUCAGCUGAGCGGAUACGCUGUCGCUGGCCUUGCUAUUCCUUGGCUCGUGAAGCCUGCGAGUAUGAUCUGGCCCGGCGUCCUCAGCAAUGUCGCUCUUCUCAGUUCGCUGCACUCGCGAGCUAACGCAGUCGCCGAUGGCUGGAGAAUCACCCGUGUCAAGUUCUUUAUGAUCGUCGGCGGUUGCGCUUUCGUGUGGUAUUGGUUUCCAGGCCUGAUCUUCACCGGUCUCAGCUAUUUCACAUGGAUCUGCUGGAUCGCACCGAACAACUUGGCAGUCAAUCAGGUCUUUGGUAUGGUCACUGGUAUGGGCCUGUUCCCUCUGACCUUCGACUGGUCAAUGGUCGCGUACAACACAAACCCGCUGCUGAGUCCCCACUGGGCGGCUCUGAAUGUUUUCUUCGGUUUUGCCAUCUUCUUCUGGGUCGUGACUCCGGCUAUCUACUACACGAACACCUGGUUCACUUCGUACAUGCCCUUCUGCACGGCGGAUGUGUAUGACCGGUUCGGUCAGCUGUACAACGUGACGGAGGUUCUGACCAACAAUGAGUUUGACCAGCAGAAGUAUUCCAGCUAUUCGCCACCCUAUCUGCCUGCAACCUUCGCGUUCGUUUACGGUCUGUCUUUUGCUUCAAUCACUAGUGUCUUGUCGCAUGUUUACUUCUUCCAUUGGGAUGAGAUCACGCGCGCUAUGAAGGGCACUCUGAAGCUCGACAUCCACGCACGUCUCAUGCAGUCUUACAAGACCGUCAAGUGGUGGUGGUGGGCUGUCAUUCUGCUUGUGGUCUUUGGCAUGAGCAUUGGAACUGCUGUUGGCUUCGACACUGGUCUCCCUUGGUGGGGUAUUAUCCUCGGCUUUGUGAUCCCAGCUGUCUACAUGAUCCCUUGCGGUAUGAUCCAGGGCGUUACAAACGUCGAUGCGAACCAGCUGAAUGUUCUGUCCGAAUUCAUCGGAGGCUACAUGUUCCAGGGCAAGCCGAUUGCGAACAUUCUCUUCAAGAUCCUUAGCACCGAUGUUGUCGGCCAGGGAUUGUACUUCGCACAGGACAUGAAGCUUGGCCACUACCUCAAGAUUCCCCCUAGGACCCUUUUUUUCGCCCAAGGUCUCGCCACAAUCCUUGGCGCCUUGACUCAGACUGGAGUCACGUUGUGGAUGUUGGGCAACGUUGAUGGUAUUUGCGAAGAGAAUCAGCCCAACGGCUUCUCUUGCCCCAAUGGUCGCACUGUCUUCUCGUCUUCAGUCAUCUGGGGUCUUGUCGGUCCAGCUCGGCUCUACUCCGUCGGAGCCAUCUACUCCGGCCUUCUGCACUUCUUCUGGAUCGGACUUAUCCUCCCGCCCAUCACCUACUUCAUCUGGAAGAAGACAAAGUCCGACUUCAUUCGUAAGAUUAACUGGCCCCUAAUCUUCGUCGGAACCUACAACGUGCCCCCUGCGACAGGCAUUAACUACUCCUCGUGGUAUAUCGUCAACUUGGUCUUCAACAAGAUCAUUUACCGCAAGUUCUACGCCUGGUGGACUAAGUACAACUACGUUCUUGCUGCCGCCUUAGACACCGGUCUGGCGAUCAGCGGAAUUGUGAUCUUCUUUGCUGUCACAUACGGUCCAAAUGUCAGUUUCCCAGAUUGGUGGGGAAACACUGUCUGGCAGAACACCGCUGAUGGACAAGGACUGCCCUGGUUACAAAUGCCUGAUGUCGGAUAUUUCGGACCUGCAAACGGAACUUGGUCUUAA
Molecule: messenger RNA, 2325 nt
Organism: Colletotrichum chrysophilum
Lineage: Eukaryota; Fungi; Ascomycota; Sordariomycetes; Glomerellales; Glomerellaceae
Exons: 6
Coding region: 1-2325 (774 amino acids)
Biological process (GO): transmembrane transport
Molecular function (GO): oligopeptide transmembrane transporter activity
Source: RefSeq, a predicted model, not a curated record